AUGAAUAACAAGUCCCUCAACGCGAGUCAGCCGCGGGUCGGUGGCGGCUCCGGGACGGUGGAUCAUGAACUCGCCAUCACCUCCACUUUCGGGACGCUUCUCUCCUUCGUCUAUAUAAUCGGAGUGUCGGGGAACGUGUACACGCUGGUGGUGAUGUGCCACUCGAUCCGCUUCGCCACUUCCAUGUACAUCUCCAUCAUCAACCUGGCCCUGGCGGACCUGCUCUACCUCUCCACCAUCCCCUUCGUGGUGUCCACGUACUUCCUCAAGGACUGGUACUUCGGGGACGUGGGCUGCCGCAUCCUGCUCAGCCUGGACCUACUCACCAUGCACGCCAGCAUCUUCACGCUCACCGUCAUGUGCACGGAGCGCUACCUGGCCGUGAUCAAGCCGCUGGACACGGUGAGGCGCUCCAAGAGUUACCGCAAGGCUCUGGCGUGGGGCGUGUGGCUGCUCUCUCUGGUGCUCACCGUGCCCAUGAUGGUCAUGGUGACAGAGACCACCAAGAACACGCCGGACGGGGGCAUGAAGAGGAUGUGCGCGCCGACCUGGGCGCCCCUGGCGUACAAGGUGUAUGUGACAGUCCUGUUUGGCACCAGCAUCAUGGCACCGGGGCUCAUCAUCGGUUACCUGUACGUCAAGUUGGCGCGCACUUACUUGGAGUCCCAGCGCAACUCUGUGAUCAGCAGGGGCAGCAAGCGCUCGCCCAAACAGAAGGUGCUGAUCAUGAUCUUCACCAUCGUGAUGGUGUUCUGGGCAUGUUUCCUGCCCUUCUGGAUCUGGCAGCUGCUGCCUCUGUACCACACCAAGCCGCUGAGCCUGGCCUCGCAGACCCACACCUGCAUCAACUACCUGGUGGCGAGCCUCACAUACUCCAACAGCUGCAUCAACCCGUUCCUCUACACGUUGCUCACCAAGAACUACAGGGAGUACCUGAAGAACCGGCACCGGAGCUUUUACAGGUACACGUCCUCCUUCAAGCAGCGGCCGCCCAGCCUCUACUCGUGGGGGAAGUCUGCGUCCUCCAGCAACCAGUUUGAGUUACACUCCGAGACGCUGGCCAUGGGGACAUUGAAGUGA
Messenger RNA from Pleuronectes platessa (European plaice), 1080 nucleotides. RefSeq names its product urotensin-2 receptor. NCBI's taxonomy places the organism in Eukaryota, Metazoa, Chordata, Actinopteri, Pleuronectiformes, Pleuronectidae. Gene Ontology annotation, biological process: blood vessel diameter maintenance; neuropeptide signaling pathway; regulation of blood pressure. The record is from RefSeq and is a predicted model, not a curated record. The transcript has a single exon. Gene Ontology annotation, molecular function: urotensin II receptor activity. The coding region runs from base 1 to 1080 and encodes 359 amino acids. Gene Ontology annotation, cellular component: membrane.